GUAAAGACAGCGAUGGUAACGUGUGCUGCGCCAAAGAGGCCAUCAUAAAAGUAAAGGAAGAGGUUGCUCCAAAAUGUCUACAAGAUCGACUUGGAGAAAGUAACAAGCACAACGGAACGUAUCCCUCUGAUUCUAAGUUCAUUGCAUACAUAUUUUAUACGAUGAAUGCCGGCUUUCAACAGGGGAAUUGUGGUGGUAGCUUGAUAACUUCCGAGUAUGUGCUCACCGCCGCACAUUGUGUGGAGGAUCAUGAACAGUUUGAUGUUUUCAUCGGUGCAAGCAACUUGUAUCAGUUUGAUCCUGAGGAUGGCCAAUAUUAUCCGGACGUAGAAGUAGUGGAUGUACGUGAAAAGAUUAUCCAUGAAAACUACAACAAUUUUACGAUCGAAUACGAUAUUGCAUUGCUACGACUGGCUUCCUCUAUAAACUUUACAAACCCUGUCUGUAUUCCAACGGCCAGCGAACACUAUAACGUACUUCCCAAAAAUAGUGCACGAGUGCUACGAACCUUUGGAUGGGGUUUGAAUAUUAAAGGAAUUGCGACAUCUAUUAAGCAGACUGUAACGCUUCAGGAGAUUUCAUUUCAGGAUUGCGUGCUGCAAAAACCUCCCAACGCAAAUGGCACGAUUGACAAAGACCUCAACAUCUGUACUAUUACCAUUUCUGGCCAUAAUGCGUUUACUGGAUACUCAGGUUCUCCACUAAUGUAUCGCCAAAAUGAGGUCUGGUUCAUGCAUCUGAUCAAUGAGUACAUCCUCAAGAAACCGGGGGCGGCCAAGGAGCUGUUCCAACGGGACACAUCUCGGGACAAAACGGAUCACGAUGUCGUGCGCGAGAACCACCGGUUUCUGUGGCACAGUGAACCCGUCGAUACCUGGGAGAAACAGCUAGCCAAGAAGUAUUACGAUAAACUGAUCAAGGAGUACUGCAUUGCCGAUUUCAGCCGCUACAAGGAGAACAAGGUUGCGCUACGCUGGAGAAUCGAACAGGAGGUGGUGAAUGGCAAGGGACAGUUCCGCUGUGGCAACCGGAGCUGCGAAGAACCGAACGGACUGCGCAGUUGGGAGGUAAACUUUGGGUACCUUGAGCAUGGCCAGAAGAAGAAUGCAUUGGUGAAACUACAUUUAAAACAUUUCUUAUCAUUAACAUUAUCACCGACAGCCGCGGCAGGCAUCAUCCUUCGAAAACAGUCCGAUUGCGAUGCUCUGCGAACAAUGAGUCUCCUUCGCAAAAUCGUCGGGUUGUGUCUAUUGGUUUCCAGUUAUUGUCAGUUCGAUGUGCAGAGAAUACCGUGUGAAAAUGGAUUCUGUGUUAAGAAGCAUCUGUGUGAGGAUAUAGCUGAUCGUGCCAUCGCUGUCCCCAAAGACCCGUACGAUUUGAUAACCUUGCGGCUCGGGGAUACGGAUGUCUGUCUAGACUAUAUGCUAAUAUGCUGCAGGAACGAAACGGCAGAUGAGAAAGUUACGACACCUUCGUCAGCGGAAGAAAUAGAGGUUCCACCACCAUCCGAAGUACAAUGUGGGAAAAAGAACGAGCGAGGUUUAGUGUAUGAUUUCCAGCAUAAUGAUACGGUGGCACAGUUUGGUCAGUACCCGUGGAUGGUCUCGGUCCGAAAGACGGAAGGUGGUAAAUCGAAAUACGUUUGUGGAGGAGCUCUAACCCAUCCCACGAUCGUGAUAACAGCGGCGCACAACGUGCACGGUAUAGUGAAUUUAAUUGCCCGUCUGGGUGAGUGGGAUGUUAGCACUAUUAAUGAACCCCUUCCUCAUAAGGACGUUCCUGUGGUUGAUAUGUUUAUCCACAAGAACUAUAAAGCGAGACCGAUCGAAAACGAUAUUGCUAUAUUGGUGCUCAGCAAGCCCGUCACGUACGAUCAGCAUAUUCGACCGAUCUGUCUCCCUCAAAGCACGGACCGCUUCGAUGGGAUACGAUGUGAAUCGACCGGCUGGGGUUCGGUUGGUGGCGUGUAUGCCAACAUCUUGAAGAGGAUCACCGUCCCGGUUCUUCCGCAAUCCAGAUGCUCGAGUUUGCUAGGAAAGGCCGGACUGGGAGAGCACUUUGCGCUUCCGAACCAAUUUCUGUGCGCGGGAGGCGAGAAGAAUGUCGACAUGUGCAAUGGCGAUGGAGGAUCUCCGUUGGUUUGCCCGACGGCGGAUGGAAGCUACAAGCUAGCCGGAAUAGUAUCCUGGGGUAUAGGAUGUGGUGGGUUGGACAUUCCUGGGGUGUACGUUUCUGUUAGCAACUACGCCGGUUGGAUUGAGGAAAUUGUCGAAAAUAUGUAUUAAAUUUUCGAGAAUACUUCCGUGGAUGUACUAGCA
Molecule: messenger RNA, 2318 nt
Organism: Anopheles darlingi
Lineage: Eukaryota; Metazoa; Arthropoda; Insecta; Diptera; Culicidae
Exons: 9
Coding region: 162-2285 (707 amino acids)
Biological process (GO): proteolysis
Molecular function (GO): serine-type endopeptidase activity
Source: RefSeq, a predicted model, not a curated record